This is a messenger RNA of Talaromyces proteolyticus, 1130 nucleotides long. RefSeq lists its product as uncharacterized. Bases 108 to 998 code for a protein of 296 amino acids. The record is from RefSeq and is a predicted model, not a curated record. The transcript is spliced from 5 exons. Lineage: Eukaryota; Fungi; Ascomycota; Eurotiomycetes; Eurotiales; Trichocomaceae.
UGUCCACAAUCACGGAUACGAUUAAUAUUGAACUGUCCCGAUCAACCAAAUCUCACACAGUAUUUUAAACAUUUGAAUACUUUCAAGACAGGACUGAUACCACCAAUAUGUCGAACUUCAUCCAUAAGGUCAAAGAUGCUAUCACGCAUGACCACCAUGACGAGCCCAGUCGCUCCUCAAAUGCUGGUCCCCAUGACUCUAAACUAGCCAAUAAGUUGGAUCCUCGUGUCGACAGUGACCGGGAUAACCGCGCGGCGCGUACUGAUACCAGUACUGGUGGCACUAGCGGAGUUUCCUCGUCCCCUUACGAUAACACCACGACUACAACUACUACGGGAUACGCUGGCGGAUCAGGAACAACUAAACCUGGUCGUACGUCGAACCAAGCUGAUUCCCGCAUUGAUAGCAACCGAACUCAAUAUGGAACUGCACCUGGUGUAGGCUCUGGCAGUGGGUACGGCAAUAACCCCCAAUCAACCAACGCUGGCCCUCACAGCUCCAACCUAGCCAACAAGGCAGACCCCCGUAUUGACAGUACCCAGAGCCAAUAUGCUCCUGCUAGCGGCGUUUCUUCCGGGGUUGCCUUUGCCGACCCUCGAUCAACAAAUGCUGGUCCUCAUGGUUCCACUCUAGGCAAUGUGGCAGAUCCCCGUGUCGACAGUAACCGAGGUCAAUAUGGUACCACAAAUGACUUCGCUUCAGGGGGGAGUGAUUACAAAAUGAAUAACACCCAGUCCACCAAUGUUGGCCCCCACGGUUCCAACAUUGCUAACAAAUUAGACCCUCGCGUGGAUUCCGACUUAGACAAUCGUGCUCGUCACCAGAAUCUUGGCUCUGGGCUCGCUCCGGCAGGUAGUAGCUACACAACUCCAGGAAGCGGCAAUGCUCAAUAUACUGCUGGUCCCCACAACUCCAAUCUGACCAACAAAUUGGAUCCACGCGUGGAUUCCGAUCUCGAUAAUAGCAGGACCGUUGGUCGAGACGCAACCCGUUAUUAAUAUCCUUGAUAACUCUUGGCUUUGAUGCCACCCGACUGACAAAUCAAGUUAUACGCGAUGUCUUUAUGUAUUGAUAGGUAGCUUAGUGUAUUCACAAUGCAAUAUGUAUUCUUUUCACACCCAACAUCACCC